Zea mays is the source of this 3356-nucleotide messenger RNA. NCBI's taxonomy places the organism in Eukaryota, Viridiplantae, Streptophyta, Magnoliopsida, Poales, Poaceae. The record is from RefSeq and is a predicted model, not a curated record.
GAUGUGAAGCCAGUGGGUUUCCUCCGCGGCAGACGGCGAUGGCGGAGACCGUGCUUCUCCACGUCGCGCCCACGGAUCUCCUCGCGCUUGCCGACCCAUGCGGGCCCACCGCACCGGCGUCCUCUUCCACGCGCCGUCCUGGCCAGAGGAGGAAGGGGAGGAGCGCGUGUGGGCCACAACCACAAAUCCCAUCCCUCUUCCUUCUCAAACACCAUCGCCGUCACCGUGUCAUCGCGGGCCGAAGUCCUCUCUCCUCCAUCUCAAGCGAUGGCAUGAGGUGGAUCUGUAGCACGUACCAGGACGCGGUCGACGACGAGCUAGGGUGCGCGUCCCCGCCCGUCUCCCCCACCGAGGCGCUGGACUGCCACGCUUCUGUUGCCACUGGACGUUUGCGCCGCCAUCGCCCGUGAGCAGCUCCGACGACCUCAUCGUCGCGUUGCACCUGCUCUUGUGCCGCAGCUCGGGUUACCGUCGGUGCCCACGCCGAGGAAGGCACGAACCACGCCGAGCAGCCCGAGGCGUGAUGCCACCUCUGAUGUCGCGCAUGAUGAGCUGCUUCGCCUCUAGCGCCGCCUUGUUCCUUCACGGUCUCACCUUGUUAAUGUUGACUUGCCCCGCCGUCAAACCAAGACGGUGUAUGAACUUGGGCUUCCAGGAUCUGUAAUACAAGCAUCUUCUACUCCGCAGCUAAGCUUGGAAGAGUUACAGUCUCAUAUAAAAUAGGUAAUUUUGUACUAAUUGUUUUUUAUUUUCCAAAAGGUGUGCCACUUGCAUUAGUAUUUUUCCAGUGCAGACGAUUAAAAACUACUGUUUUACAUCACCUCUCUAUCAUAGGAAUAGUUUACUACCCUAAUGCUUAUUCUAUUAACAUUGACAAAAAGAUAUAUCACUUGAAGACAGGUAUGUAUUUCAAUCUUCUAGAUUUAUAUUUCUUUCUUUACAUAUAUAAAAUAGGUAAGUUUGUACCAUUUGUUUUCUUUUUAAAAAGAGAAAAGGUACGACACUUACGUUAGUAUUUUUCCCAUCCGAAAACUAUUGUUUCCCGUCACUUCUCUGUCAUAGGAAGUGUUUCCCGUCAUAGGAAGAAUUUACUGUCCUAAUGCUCAUCCUGUUGGCUCUGACAAAAAAAUAUCUCACUUUAAAAUAGGUACAUAUUUCAAUCUUAAUUCUAGCCUUAUGUUUGGCUCUUUACAUAGUGGUUUCAUUUUUUCUCCCCUUGCUCUCAUCAUAUGAACAUUUUUACUCCAUUGAUUGUUCUAUUUACUUUAAAAUCGUGCCAUAAAAUAUAUGUUUUACUAUUAAAAAAUUAUAUCCCUUCACUUAUGUAUUAGUUAUAGAAUUACAAUUAUUUUUUAUUUUCCUAAAAGUUUAGAAAUGUUUUAGGCGAACCAUGGAUCUUUAUGUUUGUGAUAAUGUGUGUAUCUAUCCGGCUACACUAUUCAAGUCUCUUGCCAUUAAGUGUUUAUAAAAUAUGUUGCGUUGUUCUUACCUUGAUAUGUGGUAAGGUCUUCUUACCUCUUGAUUAUCUAUGUAUGCCUUAAUUCAUAUACUCCGAAAUAAUCUUUACUGUUAGCUAUGAACAGUGGCGGAGGAGCCAUUAUGGCUUAGACGCUUAGUAUGGCACCAGCCAUACCUAAAUUUUUAAGAUGUUUAUCUUUUUUUAUUAUGAACAAAGAAGAAAGUGUGUUGUCGUGGAUGUGCUGGUUUGAUUCAAGUGGCAUGUCCUGAGUUCAAUUUACAUUUCCUGCAUUCUCUAUUUUUUCAACCAUACCUCAUUUUUUAUUUGUCCUCCGCUAUUGGCUAUGAAUUUUUUAUCAAAACUAUCUUCAAGUGCAAGUGCAUCUAACAUCAAUUCAUUCAAACAUUUUGUUAAAGAAGAAAAUGACGUCUAAUCUUCUCUUUAUGUACAUCGCGCGCAGGACGCGCGUCAUACACUAGUUAUAGAUUUAGUACGUGUUAUAUGCCGGUUAUGUCCACCGCCGAUUUUUACACUAAUCUUUGAAAAACUGCAGCGGCAGCAAGGUUUCUUUUUUAUUUUUAUUUUUCGAAUUUUCUCGUAUGUGUAUGCGAUGUAGAUUUAUGACUUAUGGUCGUUCAAGUUAAAUAGCUUGCGUUUAUAUUUAUAACUCACGGUUAUAAUUCGUGUUUAAAUAUGAUAGUAUUCCUAGUCUAACGCACUCGACCUGCCUUGCUGUUUCGUCUGCCGCUCACCUGGCGUGCGGCCGCUGGACAACAGGACAACCGCCGACGCCGAAACCCUAGGCCCUACGCCAGUUUUCCAGGCCUUCGACGGUUCUUCCCUGGCCUUCGUCGCGUUCGCCAGAAAACCAUGGAGGGGGCUGAUGGCAAGCAAGAGUCAGAAACUACAUCUAUAAUCAAAGUUCCUAAAGAGCCUGCCAUCAUUAUCAAUGGCGUUCCAGAUUUUCCUUUUGAUUGCACAACUGGUUCUCAAUCUGCAGUAAAAAAUGACGCAGAAUCUCAUGUUGAUCCUCGUUUUGGUGAAUGGUUAGAAGGGAGGAAAGUGCGUAAGCUUUUUGGAGACACAUAUUUCGUCGGGAAAGUGGCCAAGUAUGACAUUGAAAGCAACUGGUACACCGUCAUUUAUGAUGAUGGAGACCAGGAAGAUCUUGAAUGGCGUGAACUUGAGAAAGUUCUACUGCCAUUGGACAUAACUGUUCCACUUAAAACACUUGUUAUCGACAAGUGCAAACUUAAGGGAUCAGUUUCUGACUCCAAACCAAAGGUGGGUAGACCAAGGAAAAUAUAUGCUACAGUGGAUGACAGUAUGGAGAAAACAUCACAUAUAGUUACACUAUCCCAGGGAAAUGAUACAAACAAUAAGAUGGCGAUAGUUAGAGUGGACGGCUUGCAGGCUAGUAAUCAACCUAGGAAGAGGGGCAGGCCUCGAAAAGAUACAUCUUUAUCUGCUGAUAAGCAGCCUAAAAAAAGAGGCAGGCCUCCAAAGAACAGGAAUGCACCUGGAAAUUCUCAGGGCGCUGAAGACACACCAGGUUCUGUGGCACUUGUGCCAGUGCAAGAUGAUACACAAGAAUCUUCUAGGAAACAGAAUAGCACCCUUAUUCGCAAUGCAAUGACAGCUCGGGCAGAAAGACUGAAAAGAGAAAAUUUGCGUGUUCAAAGCAGGAGAUCUAGAACUCGGUUAUCCUAGGAAGCAAGUGGUUUCACUUAUGCAAUGCAAUAUAUAUAGCUGCAAGCAUUUCAGAAUCUAUGUAUGAUGGUGACAUCUAGCUUUCUACACAUAUUUUGUACAACCCCGCAUACAUCAAAACUUGUAAAACUAAAUCUGCUAUGCCAAUGCUAUCGUAUUUUUUCCCUAUACAAUUAUGUUUCCAGUC